AUGAUUGGUGUGGACUUACGGGCGCUCACCCAGCCUGUGGGCAUCAUACGAAUAAUGGCAGCCAUCCUCACCUGUAUGUCUUUUAGCCUGGUUGCAACAGUGGGGUACGUCUCAUCUCCCUACUGGGCGUGGUGCAUGUUCACCUGGUGCUUCUGCUUCUUCUUCACCCUUGUCAUUCUCAUCCUGGAGUUCACAACCGUCAAUACCAAAUUACCUUUUGCCUGGGAAGACUUCACCAGUGCCUUUGCCAUGCUGGCGAGCCUCAUGUGCCUCUCCGCCUCCAUAAUCUACCCCGUCUUUUUCACCUGCAAGAUCUGCCACCGCCAGAUCGGGGCCUCCGUGGUGUCCUGGGUCUGCUUUGGGAUUUACGCAGGCGAGGUGGCUUUAACUCGCCUUCGUCCAAGUGGGCAGAACAGCGGGUUCCUCUCCUCGUUACCCGGCAUCAUGAAGAUGCUGGAGGCGUUCUUCGCCUGUCUCAUCUUCACGUCCCUGGAGAAGAGCCAGUUCACUGGCUCCCCAGAACUGCAGUGGUGCGUGGCCGUGUACUGCUUGUGCUUCAUCUUCGCCAUCCUCAUAAUCCUGCUCUCCACUGGACAGCUGACGUCUUUCUUCCCAUUCCCCUUUGACAAGCUUGUGAUCGUCUAUAACAUUUUGGCAGCAGUGAUGUACAUGACAGCUAUGGUGAUCUGGCCACUGUAUAGUUUCCGUGGAAAUAAGAGACCCAGUGUGUGUGGCGCACUCUGUUAUUGGGAUAAACUGGUGGUGGUCACAUUCAUGGCCAUCAUCAAUACUAUUGUUUACACCGUGGACACUGCUUACUCUAUAUAUCUUGUGUUCUGUAUUAGUAGCCAGUUAGCUGCUGCUCAUCAAAACUAA
Messenger RNA from Cyclopterus lumpus (lumpfish), 876 nucleotides. Its product is annotated as myeloid-associated differentiation marker homolog. The coding region runs from base 1 to 876 and encodes 291 amino acids. Gene Ontology annotation, cellular component: membrane. NCBI's taxonomy places the organism in Eukaryota, Metazoa, Chordata, Actinopteri, Perciformes, Cyclopteridae. The record is from RefSeq and is a predicted model, not a curated record. The transcript has a single exon.